Messenger RNA from Oncorhynchus nerka (sockeye salmon), 3905 nucleotides. It is a transcript of the gene cdh17, whose product is annotated as cadherin 17, LI cadherin (liver-intestine). Gene Ontology annotation, molecular function: calcium ion binding; cadherin binding. The transcript has 19 exons. Bases 110 to 2707 code for a protein of 865 amino acids. Gene Ontology annotation, biological process: calcium-dependent cell-cell adhesion; cell-cell adhesion mediated by cadherin; homophilic cell-cell adhesion. The record is from RefSeq and is a predicted model, not a curated record. Lineage: Eukaryota; Metazoa; Chordata; Actinopteri; Salmoniformes; Salmonidae. Gene Ontology annotation, cellular component: plasma membrane; adherens junction; catenin complex.
AAUGUUGAGUUAACGUUUGACCAGGCUGGAUGGGGCAGUAGUGAUCACACUACAGUCGAAGGAGUGAAACGGGAACUCUUAAGCAAGAGUCUCAUCCCUGAAGCUCAUCAUGGCACAUCCCACAAUGCACCUGCUGCUGCUCAGCCUCCUCAUCGCCAACGCUGCUGGGAAAGGCCUGGAGAAGGGACCACUGGAGAACAAGGUUCUAGACGUACCAGAGGGGACACCUGUACCCUACGCCCUCUACCAGUUCCAAGCGUCCCACCUCGAGGUUGAUGGGUUCAGAUUGACAGGAGAGACUGAAGGAAAGAUCAGCAUCUCAGAGGACGGCUGGCUCUACCUGGAACAGACCCUGGACUGGGCCCACACACAGACACAUACUCUGGAGCUGGAGGCCUUAGUGGGUUCAGAACCAGUAGAAGGUCCAGUCAUCAUCACCAUCAACGUGUUGGAUGUCAACAACCACGCCCCGUCCUUCAACCAGACUGACUACAUCGGCAUCGUCAAGGAACGUACCCCCGCAGGUGUUCCAUUUGCGCGUGUGUUUGCUACUGACCUGGACGACCCAGAGUCUCCCAACGCCCAUCUGAGUUACACCCUGGUCUCCCAGAUCCCCAACAGAGACAACACCCUGUUCUUCCAGAUCAACAGCAACACAGGAGAGAUUUCUACUACUGCCGAGGGAGAGCGUCUGCUGAAGGCCAGAGAAAGUGUUAUUCAUUCCAGAGGAGGGGACUUCAGUGAUUCUCUGAAGAAGAGGUUUGAUGACUACUGCACCCCCACAGGGGACAUCCCUUAUGAACUCAACCCCUUCUACAGCUGUGUGCAGAGAGCAGAGUCUCGGAGGCUGAACCCUCUGGAAGACCCAGACUUCACUCUGAUUGUUCGUGUGGAGGACAUGGGCGGGGAGUCGGUGAACGCUCUCAACGGUAACGCGUGGGUUAAAAUUUUCGUGCAGGAGAACCUGUGGGUCAAUCCUGGACCGAUCAACCUCAGAGAACAGUUGAAAGGGAUAUACCCCAUGCCCAUCGGCAAGGUCCAGUCUAAUGAUCCCAGUGCCUUCUACAGGCUGGUACAGAAAGAACGGGAGCUGACAUUCCCCUUCAAUGUCACGGAGGAAGGAGACAUUCUGCUGACUGAGGAGCUGGACAGAGAGGACAAGGCCAUGUACAUCCUGGUGGUGUUUGCUGAGGAUAGCUAUGGUAACCAGGUAGAACCUCCCCUGGAAGUGCAGGUGGUGGUGGACGAUGUGAAUGAUAACGCUCCAAUCUGUGAGGAGGAACUCAGUGUGUUUGAAGUGCAGGAGAACGAACCCACAGGCAGCCCAGUCGGACAUCUGAUGGUGCAUGAUGCUGAUGAUGACAACACACCCAACGCACUGCUCUCCUAUUCGUUGGUGACCCAAACCCCUUCCUCCGUCUUUACCAUCGAUGGCAUCAGCGGCCGCAUCCAGGCCAAGCAGAUGCUCCAACGCAGAGAUGCAACAGAAUACCACCUCACUGUCAGAGUAAACGACCCAGGUUUCAGCACAGAAUGUAAGGUCCUCAUCAAGGUUAUCGACAUCAACAAUGAGCUGCCCAUCUUCGAGAUGAAUGACUAUGGUAGUCACAACCUGUCUGAAGACACAGCUCUAGGCCACACCCUCCUGACAGUGAAAGCCACAGACGCUGACGACCCUGGAACAGGAAGCUCCCGCAUCGAGUUCCACAUAACCGCUGGCAACGAAGAUGGAGUUUUCGCCAUGGAGACAGACGCCAAUGGGGAGGGCAGGCUUGUUGUUGCUAAGCCUCUGAACUAUGAGACUGCUUCCUCUUAUAAGCUACAGAUUGAUGCUCGUAACCCAGAGCCGCUGGUGAGCGGUCUCGAGUACGGCGCUGAGUCGUCCGCCGUGGUCUCGGUGGCGAUCAGUGACGUUGAUGAGGCUCCAGUGUUUGACAUGGACAUUCUGGAUGUCACGGUGCCAGAGGACACCAAGGAGGGAGCUACGCUGCUCAAAAUAGACGCCAAGGACCCAGAGGGAAAAGAGAUACUGUUCAAGAUGGAGGGAGACACUAAGGGUUGGUUGGAGAUUGAUCCUGCUACUGGAGAGAUAAAGAUAAAGAAUAAAGCUGUGCUGGACAGAGAGACGGUGGAGGCCUUCCACUUUACUGUUGUCGCCUUCGAGAAAGCCAAUCCAGAGCUGUCCUCAGAGCGCGAGGUGUCUGUGAGGCUGCUGGAUGUGAAUGACAAUGUCCCCAAGUUGACAGAGAACCAGGCCUUCAUCUGUGUGAAGAAGCCCCAGCCUAUAGUCCUGACGGCCCUGGACGCGGACGCAGACCCCUUCGGAGCACCUUUCACAUUCAGCCUGGCCCAGGGCAAGAAGUCCCCCAACUGGGACCUAAGCGCUGUGGACGGUACGUCUGCUAAACUGACCCUGAAGAAAUCUCCCAGCGAGGACAAAACCUUCCUAAUCCCCAUCAACAUCAAAGACAACGCUGGCAUGGGCAUCACACAGAAGUUUGAGGUGCGAGUGUGUAACUGCACAGAGUUGGGAUACUGUUUCACCGAGCCGGGCGUUCAUGCAGGGGUGUUAGGAAUGCCCACCACCAUCGGAAUCCUGGCUGGAACUGUCGGAUUCAUCGCCCUGGUCCUGAUCAUCGCUUUCCAUCGUAUAAAGAAGGACAACCAGAAGAAAGCCUUGCUGGGAGAAACGGACGCCAUUCUCUAGAAACAUAUGAGAUAGCAUGUGUUUGUUUAAUUGUUAUAUUUCUGAAGAACAGAUCUGCUUUGAUUGGUUGUAUGCAUGUUAUAAAUACUACCUGGUUUCGUCAUAAUCACGCGCUCAUGCAGCUCAAUAACUUAUUUCCCUUGUCAGUGAAUUUUGUCUGUAUUUAGAAUUUAGACUGUGCAUUCUCAGCUAGUGUGUCAUGACUGGCUGUGCACUGUGUGUGAUGGUUCAAACACUCCAUUUCAAGCUGCUUGCUGGAAUUGUGUAGACUGUUGCUCAGAGACUUUAGUUCACCGUUUGCCUCUGACUGUUGUUUGUGGUUGAAACUGUCUUUAUACUGAUACUCCAUUAUGUUUUUUUGAUGAGGCCUGAUAUUAGUGAAGAUGCUAGCUAGCCGAGGGUUAAAUUAGGACGGUUCCACCACUUUAGAAUGGGAGAAAGACUGCCUACAGUAAAGAGUAGAAAUGACCAUGGAAAAACAACCGAUGUUGGAGACAGUUCAAACACCUAAACAUCCCUCAGUUUAACCCUUAGUGUUAACUGUUUGACAAGCCCAGUGUAAAUGAGUGCCUGGUAAAUGUCUGAGUGUGUACCAAGGUUAUUAUAGUUUUGUGAUUUUCUAUUAAAUUUGAUUUCUAUUAGUUUUUCAAUUAAAAAAAUUAAUUCAGUUUAGUUUCCAUUCGGUUUUAGACUUGAUUUACUAGUUUUUAUUCUGUUUCAGUACGAUAAAAAACAUAUUUUUUUUUAUACUAUUCAGUUGUAGUUUCGGUUUCAGUUGUAGUUUCAGUUUCAGUUGUAGUUUCAGUUUCAGUUUUAGUUGUAGUUUCAGUUGUAUUUUUUGUGUGAAGGGACAGAAAGUAGCCUCAAGUGUCCUUAUGCUAGGGGCCAUGUAUGUGUUGUAGGACUAUAGCAGGGUUCUCCAGUACUAUUUGAGAUGGUCCGCUCACACACAUUUCCUAGGUGGCAAAAGUCCUGAUGGAUAUUUUCAUUUAUCGGCGUAUUCACAAACCCCCACAUCACAAUCCAUUCCACACCAAAAUGUUCAAACCGAUCACACCCUUCUUGUUGGUAGAGAGAAUCAUUUGUCGUUUUAAAACUCAUUGUCGGCUAUUCUACAUAUUAUCCACGUCUUAUACGUGUUCACAUGAUACCGGGAGUCGAAUCCUCAGCGAAUUACAAAAAUAAAACAAUAGCUAUC